UUCUGUGUCAACGUCAUGUUGUCAUACUAUAUAAAGCAUUCUGCACUGUACAAUGCAAAUAAUAAUCUUUGCCAAAGUUCUCAUAGUCUAUGUGCUAUCCUACAGAUUUGUGCCCUGAGGGUGACCGACGGAGCCCGCAGAAGAAUCCUGAAAGCAGGUGGUAAGGUGAUGACCUUUGACCAGCUGGCUAUGGCUUCUCCCAAGGGACAGGGUACAGUGCUGCUAUCAGGACCCCGCAAAGGCAGAGAGGUGUACAGACACUUCGGAAAAGCCCCUGGAACUCCUCAUAGCCGCAGCAAGUACGUAUACAGAUGAUUGAUGAUUGGUACUGUUGAACAGAACUACCAGACUAGGUGUUAAUGAUAAUGGCCCUGAACUGAGGUCCAUGU
This is a messenger RNA of Cynoglossus semilaevis (tongue sole), 389 nucleotides long. It is a transcript of the gene rpl18, whose product is annotated as ribosomal protein L18. Lineage: Eukaryota; Metazoa; Chordata; Actinopteri; Pleuronectiformes; Cynoglossidae. Gene Ontology annotation, biological process: translation. Gene Ontology annotation, cellular component: cytosolic large ribosomal subunit; ribosome. Bases 16 to 315 code for a protein of 99 amino acids. The record is from RefSeq and is a predicted model, not a curated record. Gene Ontology annotation, molecular function: structural constituent of ribosome; RNA binding. The transcript has 2 exons.